AUGGCUCCUUCAAAACCAUUGCCACUCUCUGACGAGUGGACCGAUCCGGACGAAUAUGUCUCGGCCCUCCUCUCCUUCACAACCGAGUCUGUGAUGUUCAUGAACCUGUGCGGUGGCGUGCAUAUCCUCGAUUUCUUGACGCGCGAUCCCGACCUGUACACAUCUCUACUGCCAGAAGAUUGGUGUACGUUCUUCGAGCACCAUGAUAUCCACAGCAUCUUGCAAUUGCUCCUGCGCGAGGACAUUGGUCCGCUAUGUGAGCAAGCGGAAACAGACAGUACCGACAGGACCUGGAAUGGAAGCGCGUUCCCGCCUGCGACUCUCCUGGAAUACAUUCGCAACAUUCGCCGAUUGAGCCUCCGUCGCGAGUUUACGCCCGACAAGUCUGAGAGUCUCCCGAGACAUAUCGUUGUGGGCAUGAAUAAGAAGAAGGCACAUGAGGUUGAACAGUUCUCCCGAUAUGUCGCAUCCUUGUCUGAGACAAUCAAUGAAAGUCGCGGGGAGCCAUUGACUCAUAUCGCUGAUUUCGGGUCUGGUCAAAACUACCUGGGCCGUACAUUGGCCAGCGCACCUUACCAUAAGCAUAUCAUCGCUAUUGAGCGCAAACACCAAUAUAUCAGUGGGGCCAAUCGGAUGGAUAUUCAUGCCCGAUUGGCGAAGGAUGAAAAGAAGAAGUUCAUGCACAAUGCGAAGCUUGCCAAACUGCAGAAGAAAAAGGCAAAAAUCCAAUGCGACGACUGUACUGAUACCCCCGAGCUCGCACCGGAAACUCCCGAUGUUUCAGAGGCCAAGGUGCAGGCGCAAUCAGAACCAACUGAGACACCGUCAGGAGAAGCGAUUGCACAAGUGGAAGAUGAUCUCUUCUCCGACACUCUAGGUGGCAUGAGCCUCGAAGCCAAUGAUAUCCUUACCUCGGUCGAGCAUAAGCCGCCCGUCCUCAAGCCACCUCCCGAAGUGGACUCCCGAGGCACCGUGAGCUAUAUUGAACAUGAGAUCAAGGACGGCUACCUAGAGCCCAUCAUCGAACACGUCGUGGACCCCCAAGCCUCGGUAGAAGCUAGGACAGCUACAGAUGAAGUCGUCACCAAGUCCGAGAACAAACCCAGUGACCCCCGGGUGAUGGUUGUAUCGCUGCAUUCAUGCGGUAACCUCGUCCAUCAUGGAGUGCGGUCAUUGGUGCUCAAUCCUUCCGUCGUCGCCAUUGCCAUGAUCGGCUGCUGUUACAAUCUCCUCACCGAGAGACUCGGCCCAGCCACGUACAAAAUCCCUAUCCUUCGAUCCUCCCACCCCAGACUCAAACAGACCGGCUCUUCCUGGGACCCGCACGGAUUCCCCAUGUCCAAGUUGUAUGCGGAAUAUGAAGCCGAAACGACCAAAGGCGUUAAGCUGAACAUCACCGCCCGCGCCAUGGCCGUCCAAGCACCUUACAACUGGGGCCGCGCAGACAGCGAAGGCUUCUUCACUCGCCACUUCUACCGUGCACUUCUACAGCGUGUUCUCUUGGACCAUGGUAUUAUUCCCAAGGCAGAUAUCCCAAAGGAUCUCUAUAAAGAUGACCCUGAGAACCCCGAGUCAGGCAUCGCAUUGAUUGUGGGAUCUCUGCGCAAGUCUGCCUUUGUCUCUUUCACGGCGUACGUUCGUGCUGCAACUGUCAAGUUGAGCCAGGAUCCGCUGCGCGGCGAGAAGGUCAAGGAACGAGUUUGUACCAUGACCGACGAGGAGCUGCAAGGUUACGAAACUGAGUACCUCCCUACACGGAAGAAUCUUAGUAUCGUGUGGGCUCUGAUGGCCUUUAGCUCUCAGGUUGUUGAGGCUGCGAUUGUCGUUGAUCGCUGGCAGUUCCUGCGUGAACAUGAUUCUGUGAAGGAGUGUUGGGUUGAGCCGGUGUUCGAGUAUGGCCAAAGCCCUCGCAACCUGGCUGUCAUUGGCAUCAAAAAGUGA
Molecule: messenger RNA, 1941 nt
Organism: Penicillium olsonii
Lineage: Eukaryota; Fungi; Ascomycota; Eurotiomycetes; Eurotiales; Aspergillaceae
Source: the annotation of a GenBank genome assembly